Molecule: messenger RNA, 1112 nt
Organism: Mugil cephalus (flathead mullet)
Lineage: Eukaryota; Metazoa; Chordata; Actinopteri; Mugiliformes; Mugilidae
Product: pulmonary surfactant-associated protein D-like
Exons: 5
Coding region: 174-872 (232 amino acids)
Source: RefSeq, a predicted model, not a curated record
UGUAUCAACUUCUUCUCUGUGAUAAAGCACACAAGGGACCUUUCAUCUGUUGUUUACUUUGGUCCCUCACACGCUACAUGAGUUCUACAAAGUAUCUCGUCAUUUUUGUUUGGAAGUAAGAGCAAGGCACAUUCUGCGGAUCACUCCUCGUUUAUAAGACCUGCACUGAGAAGAUGAAGCUGCUUCUCUUAUCCUGCAUCCUCUGCCUGAUGGCUUCUAUAAGCUACGGUCAGCCUACGUGUCUCCCUGGUCUCAGAGGAGAGAAAGGAGAGACGGGACCGCCUGGGUUUCCGGGUCCUCGUGGACCACCUGGACCUCCUGGUCUUACUGGAAUGGAAGGACAAAAAGGGGAAAGGGGACUGAUUGGACGGCCUGGACUACCUGGGAUACCUGGACCAGCUGGAUCUCAUGUAGCAUGCGAUGGUUUGACUUCUUUAAGGUGUCCCGAUCUCAAAGCCGUGAAGGACAGCCUUGUAAAGUUAGAGCUGGCUAUAAACUUUGACUUUGCCCGGAGAGUUGGUCAGAAAUACUUUGUGUCCAAGAAAGAGAGAGGCUCUUUCGCCAAGGCUGUAGAGUUCUGCUCCCAACAAGGCUUAGAGCUGGCUCUGCCCCAGAGCGAAGAGGAGAACAGCAUGCUGACUCAAGUGUUUGACGAUGGCAACAAAUUGAUCUGGCUUAGCGUCAACGAUAAAAAGGCAGAAGGGAACUUUGAGGUUGAUAUGAAAAACCGACCUCUGACCUUCACCAAGUGGGGAGAAGGACAGCCAGACAAAUCCGUGGAGGAUACAGGCUGCACCAUGAUGACAGAAAACGGCCUCUGGAGAGUGACACGUGAAUGCUCAAUGGAUGCUUACAUUGUUUGUCAGUUCUAGAAGGGUCUUGUAUCCCAUAUUUCAAACGAAACAUUUUCCCCACUGCUCUUUGCAUGUAUUGUCAUAUCAUCAGCUCAGAAAUUUGAAUUUACAUGAUCACAAUUUAACUGCAACCUGUCAUUAUUAUUGCUGAAUACAUAUAUUCCUAUACAAAGAUUGCAGAAUAAAAAGAAUGCUGCAGGUGUGGUGUUUUUUGUGGAAAGAUAUCUAUGACACAAUAAAUGGGUGCAGAAGUGAAAA